This is a messenger RNA of Coregonus sp. 'balchen', 7392 nucleotides long. The record is from the annotation of a GenBank genome assembly. Lineage: Eukaryota; Metazoa; Chordata; Actinopteri; Salmoniformes; Salmonidae.
GUCUCAGAAGAAGAAGUGUCAUCCAAGCUUCUGUUUUAUACAUUUGUGCCGGAGCUGAAGACAUUGCCAAUUAAAAUCACGCUCACAGAGGCUGCGAAAACAGGACUACUUACAGGCAAACCAAAUAAGGUACUUGGCACCAAUUUCCAUCAGCCACUUUUGUGUGGUCUCAAUUCUUACACUGUAAAAAAAAAAAGAUGUUGAGUCAACGUAAAAUAGUAAUAGGAUUGUGAAUUUGCAGCUGGUUGCCUUACAAUUGUACGUUGAAUCAAUGUUUGCGUCCAUUUCCACAGUGGUCUCAAACUUUGACUGUAGCUUUUGUUGGUUUUCAAUGCACCUGAUUAGGCAAUCAUCAUGUUUAUACAACCUCAGUUGUCAAUUAGGCACUGUUGAUAUGGGAAUCCGUUUUUCAUUGAGCGAAUCUUUCACACAAUGCCCAUGGGAUUUUCAAUGCUCUUCAAUUCAAGCACUCAGUUGGUGAAUCAAUUUAGUUCAGGCAACCAUGAAGCAAGUCUGUUUGCUCUGUAGUGUAGAAAAAGACUGCACUAUGACAUGGACAGAAUUGCAUCAGGCUUGUAGUACAUGAAGUGUGGUUGUGAACAAUAUCCAGAGGAACUGGCUCAAUAGGUAACCAUAGAAACACAUGUAAAGAGUUCAAACACUCCAGGCCUUUUUUCUUUACCAUGGUAACAUACAGAACACAGGAGAAAGCACAUCAGCAAGGUAUUUAUUUAGAGGCAACCUUAGGAUGCCCUUAGAGAUGAAUAUGAAGGUCUGAGUUAUGCACAUGGAUCUCUAAGAGUCUGUUGUUCAGAAAACCAGCAGAUGUCAGGAGGUUUUUUCAUAGGUGAAUAUAAACUGCAGGUGCACUCUGUGAGCAAACAUGAAGUAGUAUACAGUAUAUAAAGCUGAGUGACAUAAAUGUGAGUUGAUCCUUAUCACGAUCUGAAUGUUCUUUACUACGUUCUCCCCAAUAUUCUCUCCAUCCCUAGCACGAUUAGGACCAAUAAUAGAAUGUGUUGUGCUUACUAGCAAUAACCAUUUCCAGGACUUAAUAUUGUUGGCACUUAAUGCUGUUCAGAAUUAAACUUGCCAUUGAAAACUGCUAUGACAUAGUUCUAUUCAAAUGCAGCUUUACUAAGCAAUAUCCUGUCGUUUUGCAUAACUGUAGUGCCAUUACAGACAACUGAAUUUAAAAUGUACGAUUUUAGAGAUAUCAUAUAUUAAUUUGACAGUAUUACUCAUGUUCCCUCUCUUGCCAUUCAGAUGUUCAAUUAUGAACUAUAGGUUAUAUGCUAGCAUGGAAUGAAUGAGAUAUGUUAUACAAGCCAUUUUCACAUACACAAUGUACUAUUCAGCCAAGACGUAUGAAUGCUACAAAGAAUAAUCAGGAUAAGCAGACUGAAACUAAAGGGGAGAUGAGGGUACAUUCUUGAAAGAGAUAUUGUAGCAAAUGUAUGAAAAAGUCAAACCCAUACAGACAUUUCAAAUGUCGUUAGAGUGGUCUUGCACGUAUUUCAUCAAUGGAAUUGUAAUGAAUGGAAUGGAUUUGAAUUUAUGGAAUGGAAUUUGAAUUUAUGGAAUGGAAUUUGAAUUUAUCGCAGCUUCAAACCUUAUAGAAUGAACUGGCAUUGUGGAUAAAAUAUUCUUAAUAUCAUGGAUUGGUCUCAUUCUAGUCAAUCAUACUGUAUGCUUAUUGGUUUGGAUUAUGCAACAACAACUGUUGUUAAAACAGCUUCUCAUACAGUAGAAGUCCAGCUUUACCUUUUUGAACAUCCAUUUUCCGUACUAUUGAAAGAAAGACAGAAUACAUUAUGUUUUCUCCACAUAAUAAUCACAUUUUAAAUGCAGCAUACAUCCAGUUAACAUCUAGUGAAUCCAGUUAACCUCUGAAAUAAAACACACUGAAAAAACACAAUGAAUGUUUCAUUUCAUUUAGACAGUGAAGAAAGACUUAUAAAUACAUUGAUUUAUUAUGAAAUAACCCUGAGGGUAAUUGUGAUUAUAUGGAGGGCAUACUGUGUAGUCAGUCAGUCAGUCAUCCAGGCCGGGUAUCCCUUCUCCCCUAGAGAAAUGACUUACUAUAAUUGUAAACAACAAAAAGUAUCAGUUAAGCUCUUACUCAACCAGUGGGGCAUGUGGUAGUGCAUGUGUACAGUUCAUGUGGGACAUGUGUUCUGGUAAAAGGAAACCCAGGAGAGAGACACAAUUACACAUCCCGCUCUCGCUUAGGAGCUGGAAGUUAUACACAGGGACUUGCCGAGGUUCACUUCAGGAUUGCUCAGGUUACAGUAACUCAUCUAAGUGGCUCAUCAACGUUUCCUGAUCCUCUGUCAGAAUUUAGGAGUUCCCAAGCAGAAGGUGACUGAAGACACCAUGUCGGACGGAGGGCUUUUCAAGGCGGAGGUGAUCUAUAUCAGGGACUGUGAAAAACGUGGAGCAGGGGACAUGGUCCAACAGGAGACAAAUACUUGGGUAAGUGCGUAUGCUUAUGUUCUACUCUUGCUACUUCAAUGUGAUAAUCACAUUUACAGCAGAACCAACAACAACGCUGAUCAAAAAGUACAUCUUAAAGCUUGUGAUUCAUUUUCUAUAUGUUGCACCUUCUUAGCUUGGGGCCUAUAAAUAAUUUAGUAACUUUAAUAGAAGUUGGGCAAGAAUAUUUUACAAUAGCAAUGCUUUGUCAAGGAUAACAGCUUGACUCCCUUCCAUAUGUGACCAUUUUAAUGACAUAGCUUCUGAGAUUACAUCUAUACAUGGUAAUAAAAAUGACACACAAAUGGCAGAUCAGAAUUUUUUGUUCCAACCCUACUUGCCAUAAUCCAUACUGUUCCAAUUGUUGUGACCUUUGCUUGUACCUUUUUCAACGAGAGAACAUGCCUUCUGAGAUUCCAUUUUUAAAUAGUAUUUUGCGUUACUAACAAAAUGGACAUAUGAAGCUUUGGUUCCAAUCCUGAUUUGAAGUUGGGUCUCAGAUAUGCAAUGUAUUAGUGAUUAUGUAAAAAUCCAGUUUUGUUUACCCUUUUCUAAAUUGUAUUUGCCUGAGACUGCUUUAAUUACUUUGCAAAUGAACGGCAAAAUGUUUAUCUAUCAUGGUUCAAUAAUUCAGAAUUUGAAAUAAAAAAUUAAAUCUACCUCAUUGACAGUCAUCUUCAGUUAUCAUUAGUCGACAAUGUGUUAAUUCAUAUUCAUAGAACCUUUUCACCCCUAUCCCAUGUUUUUUUUCUUCUCAGUUGAUAUCUCCUCCUGAUCACACAACCCCACCCCAGACCCCUCCCCCUAUCAAUGCCCAGGCAGAAAAUACAGCCUACCAUUUUGUAUCCGGGCCCGCUACUAUGGAAACAGCUGUUAACAAACACCAGGGCAUUUAUCAGCAGCAGUGUCACAACACCCCUGUGGGUGCUGAGGUCAGCUCGGGUCUCUUUUUAAAUAGAGCGUCUGACUCCGAUGAGAGACUAAGCCCCGCUAACUCCACAGACCUGUUUCCUGCUUCUUCAAAGAGUCAGAGUCAGGAGUCCAUCCUCUCUGAGAGCUGGGACAAAGACAGGAGCUGGUCUGCACUGCAAAUGUCCCCCGAGACUUCCCGCGCAGUGUCGCCGUGCUCCUCAGUGAGAUCUGGCAUGUUCACCCCCUCUGUGGUGCGAGUCAAGAGACACUCCCUAGAACCUGGCUCCAGUUUAGUCCACAUGCCGCCAACCUGCUUCUCACCACCUUGUUGUGAAAGUCCCUCCUUGUCCCCCUGUCCCCUGUCCCCCCGCUCCCGCCACAGGCCCCCUCCCACGCGGCUCUCCCUGCUAACGGCUAUCCUCCGGAAGGGCCGCCUGCCAGUCCUGUCUCCUACUCUGACUCUACAGAGACCCUACUCCCCCUGCUGGCCCAUUCACCAUGGGACUUCCUGUAAUGCCUGCUCUGCAGCCUCCAGCGUGGCCUCUAUUCCCCUGGAGGUGUUCUCAUCCAGAGCCCAGUCCUCAGCCUCCAUACACAGCCCAGCUCAGAGCUACCGUCACAGGGACGGAUGCGUGUUAGAGUCCCUUAGGUCUGUCAAUGCACCCCCGUCCAUAGAGUCUAAGGAGCUCUCCACCUCAUGGAGAAUGGUUGGCCCUCAUAGCCCACCAUUAAGACAUUCGGAUGAACUGAAAUCAAACAAUGGAAUUAUCUCUGAGAGGGUCACCUCCCCCUCUUAUCGAAGCCUUGGGGUUUCACCAGUCCCACCGUUGUCUCAACCGUUCCCUCAGAACCUCCCCAAACCAGUGGACUACACCAAAGUUCCAAGUCCACCUCUGUACUCAUCACACUCAAGACUCAGACAUCUGUCUCCUGAGCCACUCAACAACUCAGUAAACUCAAGACUUAACUCAUUGUCGCCUGAGCCGAAACCAGUUAAGAACAAGGGGGCUUCUGUGCCCCACAAUUCAAAUCAACCUCUCUAUUUGUCACACUCAAGACUUAAAUGUCUGUCUCCUAACCCAGCUCACGACCAGGGGACCUCUGCAUGUCAACCUCUUUACUCAUCCUUCUCAAAGCUCAGGUCACUGUCUCCCGGACCAGUAAACACCUCAUCAAACUCAACACUCGACUCACUGUCUGCCGAACCUAAACCAGUUAGCAAGAACCUUGUACAUGCUCUGAAUUCUCACCUACGGUCAAAGCUCAGCUUUCUGUCUUCUGCACCUGCUAAUAACCAGGAGACCUUUAAGGCCCUCGUUACGUCUACACCUGAAGUUUCCUCCAUGGGGACCUCUAACAAUCGGGGGACCUCCAUGGGGACCCUUAACACCUGGGGGACCGUAAGGCCACCCGUUUGGAGUCCACUGCCCUACUCAUGUCUUUCCAGGCUGUCUCCUAAACCUAGCUCUCUCUCCUGCUGUGCCCCAGAGGGCCAUCUUUCUGCCCCAUCCCACUCACCCAGUGGCACAGUUUCCUCUGCACAGAGGCACACAGAUGCAAUAUCACCAACCCCAUUACAGAACGGCCUGAAAACACCUCCCCACUCGAGGCUGCAACUCAGUGUCUCCCCAGCCACCAGAGCUUUCCACCUCACUCCCACCCUCUACACACCCCCAGGAUGUCCAUCACCUAAGCCCCCCACUCCCCCCACUACACCCGACCGCUUCACCCUUUCCCCCUCUCCGGCGCCCCCGACCCGUGACCUCACCCCGUCUCCCUCUCUCUCCCUGCGCUCCACGCCCUCUCCAUGCCUAUGGAGGGAGAUGUCAGACUCCCUUGAGACAAAAAGAAAGGUAGCUACUCUGCAUGCUGGCACGCAGUCCAAUCACAUGCCACCUGCAUGAUUAAAGUAAACAAGGACAAAGGAAACUAUUCAUGUCCUGUGACAGACAUCUAGUACUGUAAGGAUGAUUGAGUAUCUGGCAAGAUGCCGCUCGGCUAAACAUGAUCUUGCUAACUUACAACCUCUAACAGCAACUAUAUUGUCCUUGGUUCCCAACUGCCAUAUUUGCUUGUCAGAGUUAGACAGUUAGUCAAAGGUUUUUUCAUGAAAAUGUUGAAGUGUUCACAUGCAUUAUGUCUAAACAGGACUGUAUUGUUACAUUGAGAAAUGUAAUCAUUUUGAAAAUGUCUAGCAUAGGCCAGCCUGGGAAUAGCACUAUAAAUAAGAUUUCGUUGUCUAUUUUUCACAUCCCUCCUCCCAUCCCUCUCAACUCUAGCCACACAAGAUCAAGUUAAGCUACAAAGCCCUCGCUGCAAUUCCCACAAACACCCUUCUGUUGGACCAGCAGGUGAGCACAGUCUGCAGAUGUUUCUGUUGAAAACCCAGUAUCUCUAUCUCAUUGCUAAUUGACAAUCAGCCAGAAACAUGAACAAUUAAACAGCUGCCAAAUUAUGGUUGAUCCAGACACACCUGACCUGGAUCAAUCAGCAGUAGAAACAAUAACACAGUGUUUUCCCUGCCCUUGUUUUGGUAAAAAGCUGACAGAUAGGGCUGGAGAAAUGGAACCACUCAAAAUUAUAGACAGAGUUAUGGAUGCAAGGACUGACCAUCCAUGAUAUCAACAUUACAGUUUUAAUCAUGUUUUGAGGCUAUGUAUCAUUUGUUGACAUUUACUUUGUUUACAAACAAUGGAGUACAAUAUGCUUACAUUUUGGGUUCUGAUGGGGUAUGACAGUUUAACUAAGCUCAUGAGGCAUUUAUCAGUUAUAUUCUUCAAGAAUCAAUGGGUACACAUCAUUAAUUUCCAAAAAUGUAUGCAGUAACUGCUGAUUGCCCCUUUAAGUUCAACAGUGUAUUCCGAUUUUGGGGCAUCAAGUUGAGGAAGGAAAAAUUGAAGCAUUUUGAGUGACUGAAAUGAGUCUGUUUUAAUCAGUAAAAUUGAGGAAUAACAUAAAAUAAUAAAAUGCUUCUUGGAAAGAGUCACUACAUUUAGACAACAUAAUUGGAACGAAUUUAUUUUGUUAAUACAGAAAAUGGUUUACCUUUGAUUUUGCUUGUGACAGUGUUGAUAUACUUCGUACUGAGGAUAGAAGUGGAAGACAGGAAUCUUUACAAAAUGCCUGACAUCCUCAAUCGCUUUACAAAUGUUGAUUCAACAGAAAAUACAUUAAAACAUGCUCCAUUGAAUAACAAAAAAUGUUUGUUAAACCUUGAAGGUUGUCCUCCUCAUUCUGUGUAGAUCACUUGACAAAGGAAUAGAACAUGUACUAUGAAGAAAGAAUUUCAUACAGUAUGUGCAGAUCAGGAAAAUUCUCACACAACAGGGUGAUAAAAUGUAGAUCCUACACCUGUAUGUACUGUACUGUCCUGCAUGUUGUGUCCAUUGAUGUUUUCAUCUCAAUCUAUGUUGCUUUCACAGGCAAUUGAUGAUCAAGUGGACAAAGAAGGAGAUUCACAGGACCCAGUGGACAUACGUAAGCAAGAAGACACACAUGCAGAGGUACAGUACAGUGGAGUACAGUGCAGAACAGUGUGGUCUCUGAUUCCUAAGACACUGUGUACUUAUUAUUAUUGUAAUUAUUUUGUAAAUGUAUUCUAUGAACCUUGAAAAAUACCAGAAAAAUAUAGAUGCUUGAUUGCCACAACUUUUCUUUACACAUUUUGCACAUGUACUGUAGAUGUAUUUGACUUUGAGGCAACUGAGCAUCUGUACUGUAAAAACAAGUCAAAUGUUUUCUCUGAAGUGUUCUGAAACCAAUUUAGUCAGUUCUAAAGUAAAGUGCUAAUUUCUAUUUUAAAACCAUAUAUUGCAGGACUAUCUAGACUGAUGAUAAAGGUCUCAUUUAGAAUAUUAAAGUAACUAUAGCCUUGCCUAUAUACUGCAAGAAUGCUGAUUUAACUGCUGGUUCUCUCUACAGAUGUGUUCCCCUGCACAGUUGCGAAAGCAGUCAAAAGAUCUGUAUGCUGUCAUUGACCAAGUGUUAGAGGACCCCAUUCCAAUG